Messenger RNA from Humulus lupulus (European hop), 4771 nucleotides. RefSeq lists its product as uncharacterized. The record is from RefSeq and is a predicted model, not a curated record. Gene Ontology annotation, biological process: signal transduction; protein phosphorylation. The transcript has 10 exons. Gene Ontology annotation, molecular function: ATP binding; protein kinase activity; protein binding. Gene Ontology annotation, cellular component: cytoplasm. Bases 607 to 4377 code for a protein of 1256 amino acids. Lineage: Eukaryota; Viridiplantae; Streptophyta; Magnoliopsida; Rosales; Cannabaceae.
UAAAAGGCAUUCCCUAGUGUCGAUGGCGCUUAAUUCUCGGCAAUGUCGCUCUCCGACGCCCGAGAUUGAACCUCGACGACUAAACCCAACGCUCUCAUUUCAUCUCAAUCUUCUUCUUCUUCUUCUUCAAUCUCAAUCUCUCGUCCAAUCCCUUCUUUCUUUCGUCUUCUUUGACAUUAAUUUUCGGAGCCGUUUUUAUCAGCAAUGACAACUCUGAAGCUCCGUAAUAGAGCGGGAACACACCCAAAUACGCCACGCUAACCAUCAGGCGACUAUUUAUAGAAGAUAAGGAACUUGGGUUUUUGUUGGUUGAUGGUUUCACUCUCUGCUGGUAUCUGUUGCGAAUCAUCCAAGGUUUGUGUCGCCAGUGGGGUUUGUACAGGAAAAAACCUGAGCUUAUACAUAAAGAGAUAUUUUUUUCUCGCAUGAAGUUUUGAAUUUGCAUGAGACUGGAAGAAGGAUCAUAUGGGGAGUUUUGAUUGAAGAAAUGGAGAAAUAAAUUUAGGUGGAGAUUUGGGUACAGAUCCACUUUUAUGCAUGUUCUUAAUUUGUGGGCUGAAGGGUGAAGGGGCCACUUAGCAGCUCAGUUGAUAAGAAGUGUUUUCUAUGGCUCUAAAUAAGCCUGACAAGUUGUUUGAUCCCAUGAUCAAUGAGGUUCCUGCCGCAUCAGGUCGUUGGAUCGAGCAAGAAUCAGCCCCAGUUUCAACUUUGGGAAAAAAUAUGCAUAACAACGUCUCAGUGCAGACUGGCGAGGAGUUUUCCAAGGUGUUUCUUCAAGAUCGUUUUCCAGCGAGAAGGGUUCCUGCUGUCACUGAUACUGUUCAGGAGCGUGAAAAAAAGGUUGGAUUUAAUGGUUAUCAGAACUCUCAGCCGGGUUAUGAGGACCUUUCUCGUGUCCUGGGGUUGAAGAGAAUGGAUUCAGAGAGUGCUUCUGAAACAUCUGAAUUUGUGUCUGCAAAAGGGUCUUCGAGAGAGACUGAUGUUGAAGCUUUUGUUGAUAGAUUAAACAGAAACAACAAGAAGGAGAAUGGUGAGAAUGGUCAUGGUGGUAUAAGGAAGGCUGUUAGUGAACAGAAUUGUGAUAGGGCUGGCGGGACCAAUGUUAUACCCAGUCACAAAUCUGAGUCACCUAAUUCAAAUAAUUUGAAUGGAUCAGAAGUAUUAGAUGGCUCGCAAUCAGGGAAGAUAAAGUUUCUCUGCAGUUUUGGUGGUAAAAUCUUGCCAAGACCCAGUGAUGGGAGACUCAGAUAUGUUGGUGGAGACACACGAAUGGUAUCUAUCAGAAAAAGUACUUUAUGGGAUGAGCUUGUGAAGAAAACUUCCAGUAUUUGCAACCAACCUCACGCCAUAAAGUACCAGCUUCCAGGUGAGGAUCUUGAUGCUCUUAUAUCUGUAUCUUCUGAUGAGGAUCUUCAAAAUAUGAUAGAGGAAUACCAUGGGCUUGAAAAGCAAGAUGGUUCUCAAAGGCUUCGGAUCUUUUUGAUUCCUUUGGGUGAAUCUGAAGGUACAUCUUCUUUUGAUGCAAGCACCAUACAAGAGAACAAUCCUGACUACCAAUAUGUUGCGGCUGUUAAUGGCAUGGUAGAUCCCGUUUCUAUGAAAAGCAUUGGAGGGCAGAAUUUGGCAAGUGAAACAAAUCAACUGGGAGUUAAGAGUCCCUCAUUUACUUUGGAAACUAACAGUGGUUCAACUGUUUUGCAUGAUAAUAAAUUUUCAGAAUCCCAGAAUAUAAAUGUAUCUCCAACACAAUCUCCUCCAUUCUCUCCCGUUCAAUGUCAUCAAGACUCCAAGAGUGCUAAGAUACAAUCACAUAGUAAUACUGGCUGUGUUAAUCCUUCACCAGAGGGAGUAAAUUUGAUGAUGUAUGAUCAGCCUACUGUCUCACAUUCAGAACAGCUGCAUGGUGGACAUUUUCAAGACCCUGAUUUUAUGAAAGAUUUUACUAGUCCAGUAGCGGCCGAUCAAAAUGAUGGUGAGUUUGUUGGAUUCUCCCAAGACAGGCCAAUAUCUAAGGAAAGGAUAUUUCAUUCUGAAAAGCCGGGCUCACGCCUAGAUGAUCCUACAGGUCUGUUAUCCGAUUGUUCUGAUCCUCAUCAUGGAAUGCCACAUGCAUUUUCUGAUUCACAAUUGCAAGAGAGCGGAAGGAAGUCUGCAUACUGUUCGCAAGAAGGAACAAGCCCAUCAUCUCCCUUGUCCUUCGCAAAAGCUCAGUUGUCUUUGCAACUAAAUUCAGGUACCUUGCAAGAAAAUCCAUCCCAACUGCGUGACAAUAUUAAUGAUAUUAAUCCUCAGGUACAAAAGAACUUGUUGAAUGAUGAGUCUGUUGCAGUUCAAGGAUUAAUUUUGCCAAAUUCUUCUUUGUCUUCAGAACUAAUGGCUCGUAAUGAAGCUAAUCCCAAGUGUGGUACUGGUGAUAUUGAUGACAAUUUUCAAACGGCUAAAGAUGACAUUGGUAGAUCUGAUUUGGCUAUGCUGAACAAGUGUGAGGAAGAUUCCCUGAAUCCAGUAAUAUUGAAGAGGAUUGAUGCAAAGAAUCCUUUCGAGGAACAAUAUGGCCAGCUUUAUGGAGGAAGUUCAGCUGUGCGUGCAAUAGACUGUAAGAAUGAAUUGGACAGGAUAAACCCAGUUCAAAGCCCACAUUUCACUAUUGGUUCUCAAGAGAGAGUUCCUGCAUCGUCAUCCACUGACUUGAUACCUUUGGUUGACAAUUUGGUGGAGCCUCCCAAAAACCACCACUGUGACCAAACCAUUGCUGAACUCUUUAGCAUGAGCCAAAGAACUCCUAAUGAUCACAAAAAAGCUUUGAAUGGGACAACAGAUGUUCAAGGAAAUAAUAUUUUUGGAACAAAUAAUUAUGAUGUUUCAAGCUUAUUUCCAGGUGCCAAGCAACACUCUCCGAAUGAGGAUCCUUUGGGCGAUCUUUUGGCUGGCUUUUCAGUUGAUCCACGACAACGUGACCCUGUACAACCUGCUGCUAGUGAUAUGAGUUCUGAACCCAGGUUGAUAAGUCCUGUAAAUUUAUACCAAUUACCACCAGUUCAUGAUGGCUCUGUUAUAAGUUCUAAUUUGCAAAAGAGUAACCAAAUAAUCUUGCAGAAUCCUACCCAAGAUACUGUAGUGAACCAAGAGAUUUCUCUCCUGGAUGUCGAUUUUAUAAGCUACCCCAGUGAGAAGUUUGAAAAGAUUAAUUUCUACCCCUGCGAGAAAUUUGAAAAGAUUAAUUUUGGAAAUUCUACUGAUGUGGAAUCUAAUUUGGAAGGUUUCACAUUGACACAAAUAGAACCACCAAGAAAUGAUACAAAUCAGUCAUCAUCAAUGACUCAAUAUCUUAUGGGUGAAACCAUUGGUGAUGAUUCUCCUACUGCAACAGAGGUGGAUAGCAUUGUUCCAGAGUCUGAAUCUGAGGAUGGUAAAACUGAUGGAGAAAGGAAUGAAUUAUUUAGUGAUGCAAUGAUUGCUGAAAUGGAAGCAAGCAUAUAUGGCUUGCAGAUUAUUAGGAAUUCUGAUCUGGAAGAACUGCGAGAGUUAGGAUCUGGUACAUAUGGUACUGUUUAUCAUGGAAAAUGGCGGGGAACAGAUGUUGCGAUAAAGAAAAUUAAAAAGAGCUGCUUUGCAGGAAGGUCGUCAGAGCAAGAUCGCCUGGCAAAAGACUUCUGGAGAGAGGCACAAAUCCUCUCAAACCUUCAUCAUCCAAAUGUGCUUGCGUUUUAUGGGGUAGUACCAGAUGGAGCUGGUGGAACAUUGGCAACAGUAACAGAAUUUAUGGUGAAUGGGUCACUUAGACAUGUCCUACUUAAGAAGGAUAGGUCACUCGAUCGACGUAGAAAGCUUAUUAUUGCCAUGGAUGCAGCUUUUGGCAUGGAAUACUUGCAUUCAAAGAAUAUUGUUCAUUUUGAUUUAAAAUGUGAUAAUCUGUUAGUCAACCUAAGGGAUCCCCAUCGGCCCAUAUGCAAGGUUGGAGAUUUUGGAUUGUCGAGAAUCAAACGCAAUACUCUAGUAUCUGGUGGGGUGCGCGGAACCCUUCCUUGGAUGGCACCAGAACUAUUGAAUGGUAGCAGUAGCCGGGUUUCUGAGAAGGUUGAUGUUUUCUCGUUUGGCAUUUCGAUGUGGGAGAUAUUGACCGGGGAGGAACCAUAUGCCGAUAUGCACUGUGGUGCAAUCAUUGGGGGCAUUGUGAAGAACACUCUCAGGCCUCCAAUUCCAGAGCGAUGUGAUCCCGACUGGAGGAGGCUGAUGGAAGAAUGCUGGUCGCCAGAACCUGAGCACCGGCCAUCAUUUACCGAGAUAACCAACAGGUUGCGGUACAUGUCAAUAGCGCUCCAGGCGAAGGCGCAAAGCAAUCCAGCAAAAGUGAAGCCGAACAGCCCUCGUGAAUAAACACCGUAAAUAUAUAUAUGCACAGAACUUUGAUUCUUCAAAUAGUGAGUCUGGUCUGGUACCGUACCUCCCAUUGAAGCCAGCCAACCCCAUUGAUUUGGGUUGUGAGUAUCAGAAAUUUGUAGGUGACCAUUCUUGCAGUUUGAUUGAUGGCUUAUAUUGUUUUUUUUUCUUCUUUCUCUUGUUGAUAAAAGAAGAUAUAUAUAUGUUCAUUUUUUUAUUCUUUUUUUCACACAAAAACAUCAGAGCAAGAAGAGUAGCAGCAGAGACUUUCUCCACAAUUUUCUUAGUUUAGUUUUUGAGUUUUUGCUUGAAGAUGCCGUACACGUCCAUUUGUAUAUAUACACAAGAAAAAGCAUAAGAUUAUUAUCAUUAUAUAUUGUUGGUUGCUUGC